Aethalodelphis obliquidens (Pacific white-sided dolphin) is the source of this 8346-nucleotide messenger RNA. It is a transcript of the gene EPN2, whose product is annotated as epsin 2. The coding region runs from base 4150 to 6024 and encodes 624 amino acids. Lineage: Eukaryota; Metazoa; Chordata; Mammalia; Artiodactyla; Delphinidae. Gene Ontology annotation, molecular function: phospholipid binding; clathrin binding. Gene Ontology annotation, biological process: endocytosis. Gene Ontology annotation, cellular component: plasma membrane; endosome; clathrin vesicle coat. The record is from RefSeq and is a predicted model, not a curated record. The transcript is spliced from 10 exons.
UCUUCGAACUGGGGGGCACGGUGCCCGAUUUUGGCAUUUCCUGAAGACUUAUUGCUAUCAGCAGGUCUCACGGACAAGCCACAGAGGACAGUCAGGAAGGAGACACGCUGGCCGGAGUUUUUAAGAAUGUUGUCUGUGGUUGGUCAUUUGCAAAGCUACUCUGAGGAGUGGCAGAGGUGGGACUCUGUCCUCUGUGGCACGUUUGUGCAUCCACGUGGUCCAGCCGUCAGGGUGUUUGAUCCUCGACCCUGUGAGGGCGGUGCAGCUCGUCACAUCCCCAUUUCUAAGUGACUGCGUUGUCGGACGGCCAGAACCAUGUCUCCCAACCCCGGUCCUUGCUUCACAUCAUCCUUGAAAAUGACCACGUUUCAACACCUGUGUAAUCUGCGCCCAGGGCUGCUCUUCCCAGAGACUGAAUGAUUGGCCACGUUGAUAAAGAAAAACGAAAUUCCUCAUGUGUGUUUUCAGUACUGAUUUCUACUUUUAGAAAAAUCGAGAACAGGUGAAGUCCACAGGAGGAUGUCUGACAUUGAAUUUUCCUCUGCUUGUUCCGCCACUGUCGUGUCUUGGGAGAAGCCCCAGGGGCUCUUUAGGGGGGUAGUUAGAGGGGGCAGGGGUCAUCCAGCAUGGGGGCAGGGCCAUCAGGCCCCACUACAGCCAGUUCACUGGCACCCCGGGGCUCUUCCUGUGUGGGCGGUUUCACUACCUGCUUUAUCAUCUGGAAGUUAAGUGUCAUGUUCGUUUUUGCAAUUCUUUCAGUACAUGAAUGCAAAGUUUUCUUUAAGCCCGCUUUUGGGAUAGAGAUAUAAAAUUUGAUUUCUCUACCCAGCGACGUUUCCUUUUCUGGCUGGCCCUCUGCUCCCCCCACCCCAGCCCCGUGGGUGUGAAGGCUGUCACCUGCCUUGAGGAAGUCGCAGGAGGCUGCCAGAUGCAGAUGGUGCGAGCUGCCGUCUGGGGUACAUUCAUUCAGCGGGAUCUACUGCUCGUGACUGGCCUGGCCUGUGACUGUUAGGUUUGGGGAGGCGAGAGGCGUUUGCUGCCUUUCCCUCAUAGCUGGUCCUGGUCCCUGAUAAUGAUCCCUGAUCCCUGAAAAGCCCCCGAAAUCUCCGUGGGGGGUUGGUGGAAACCCCGACCGACUGCAUCUUCUCUGCGCCUGGCCAGCCAUGCCCCAUCACAGAAGCACGAUAGCCGAGGCACACGUGGGCUUUGAGCAGGGACCCACCUGGGCUGCGGGACCACGGAGAGCUUCUCCCUCCCACGGUUGGUCCGGGACUCCAGAUUUGGAAGGAAUUUCCCCACCCAGCUCUGCAGGCCCUCGGAGCAUGUUUUUGUGGAAUUCUUCCUGCCUCCAGGGGCAUCACCCUAGCCUCGGAAUUUUUUGUUUGUUUUUUUUAGUUUUGUUCUAUUUGCUGUUUUAUUCAGUCUAUUUCUAGUCUCCACUGUCAGUCGAAUUCUGGUCGUGUUUUCAGAUAUGCCAGAAUUUUUCUGCCCUAGCCUGUCCUCGGCAAAUGUGAUCCAGUGGUUACUUUACGGUCACCAUUAUAAGCUGCUUUCGGAAAAGAGUGAUGAUCCCAGAGUUUGGCUGGGGUGCCUGCGUGUCGAGGACUAAGGGAUGCAGCUCCUCGGUCGGCCUGGGCUGUGGGUCAGCCAUGCCUGGGGGCCUGGUUGGAGUCCCCGCACCUGUCCUGGAGGCUCCGAGUGUGCUCUUUGGCUGUUGCCCAGGACGGAGCGCACAGGCUGCCGGUUACACGUGGCCGCGAGGACUCCUGCAGCUGUGAAGUGCAGGGUACGGGGCUUCGGGCCCAGGUGGGCCCGCAGGUUCAGGCAGUGUCCUGUCCUGUCCGGCUCCAUCCUUGGCUCCUGCCUGCUGCUCUGCAGGCUUAGCAAGCUGGGAGCGGAAGGCAAAUCGAGGAGGGAGGUUUGGAGAGUGGGGCCUGCAAACUGUUCAGAAAAGAGCGAGAAGAGAACAGAGCUCAGGGCUGGGUGUGCACUUGGGGAGUGUCGGGGCUUUAAGGGCAGCCCCGGCGGGUGUCUGCUGGCAGGAAGAUGUCUGGGCGUUUACAGGCAAUCCUGGGGUGGAGGGGGGAGGUUUCAAAAUGGGAAAACGAGGUCUGAGGUCUGCGGGGCGAGUGGGAUGGACCCACAGUGCCCGCAUCCUCCGUUGAGGGCCCAGGAGGCCCCUCACAGCGUCAGAGACUCACCUGCAGUCUCAGGUGAGGCAGGCGCGGAGCAGGUGGGCCCUGAGGAUGGUUCCUCGGAGGCGCCUUUGGGGCCCCUUCCCCUUCAGGAAUUGCUUACCCCCAUCUCGCCCUUUCUGUAGCUUUAGGAAAACAGCACGCAGCUGUUCACAGUACAUUCCUAUGCUUUCUCUGACUGUAACAAGUAUUUCAUUAGCUUUUCCCCUCUCAAAGCCGAAGUAUUUCAGAGAGACUGCUAACAGGUGUCCUUGCAAGCUGGGCCGUAGCCCCUCUUUCUCAGCUGUCCGGGUUCCUUUCCCAGCCUGGGUCCGGGAGGGCAGAGGCACCCAGCCCUCGCUCGCGGGAACGGCUGCCUUUUCUCUGCCACCAAGGGCCUGGGAGGCUCAGGGGGUGCCCUGGCUGGGCCUCGCAGCCUACCCUGGGAGGGCACCAGACUAGAGGAUGGGCAGCAGAGCCUGACACAGUAUCUCUCCCCCAGGACGUGGUUUCUUUUCAUUACAUCUUUAACCAUUUGAGGCCUGUUUACCAGGACCGUUGCUCUCGUGCCUCCUCGGAGUGCCUCCUGACCUGGAGGAAGGUGGCCGGGGUCUCUCCAGCCCACCUGCUUCUCCGAGGAGCAGGGCGCUCGUGCCUGCCGAGCCCCCCGUGGGUGAUAGAUAAAGUGCCAGGUGGGCCCGGGCCCUGGGGACUUCGGGUGACUGGUGUGACGUUGGCAAGCGUUUGCUCUGGGACGUCAGAGCCCUUCCCCUUGGAGGCCCGUCUUCUCGCCAGCGUGGACAGCCAGCCUGGUCACAUCACGCACGCAGGUCCCCAUCAGAGCGCCUGGCCCUGGUCCUGGGACACACGGCAGAGGGCUUGUGAGAGCCGGUUGGUCAGUGAGGGGGCAGGCUGUGCCCACCCACGCGGAAGCCCGUACGCUCUGUGGCUUCAGAAGGAAGCAGGCUUCCUGGCCUGCUGAGGGACACAUGUGCGACUGUCACUAGGGUGGGCUUCUGUGCUCCCCCUGUCGGCUGGCUCCCUGUGCGGACUGGGCAUUUCCCGCAGCUUCCCCUCCCGACACUUCUGUUCCCUCACUUCUGAGGCUGUGGAUGGGGCCGGUGGGGGCCGUCCGUCGUCCCUCUGGCAGGAGCAGCCCAGCAUAGGGGUCGCGGCGAAGCAGCGGAUCCUCCCUGGGGGCCCAGGCUCCCCGUCUGCACCAGGGCUGGAACGAUCCUUACCUGGAAGGCUUUUUGUGGAGAGCCGGGCCCGAGGCCACCCGCCUCCUUCCCAGGCCAGAGGCCCAGAGGCGGCUGGGGUGGGGUGGAGUGUGGGGCAGCUGCUGGCUUUGUCCCCGCCCGGCUGCACUGCUCUGUCCUUGGCGGCCCCUGUGGGCUCUGGGCCUGGCUCCUCCUUCUGGAGGAGAGGAAUCACCCAGCAGUCACUCCCCUGCUGCCUCCCGGAAGUCUCCCCCUUUGAAGACCUCCCUGCAGGUCACUUGUGCAGAAAGUGCUCUCCGUGCCCGCCUUUGCGGCCCCCAGCAGCCGGCUGAGCUGUUCUGGAUUUGCGUCCUCAGAUGCCUUGUGCUCACCUCUGUCCCCUGCCAGACUGUGCCUUCCUGAGGGAAGGGACACUGUUUCUAAUCUGUUUCACAAAUCUAUCAGCAGUGUUUAUUACCCACGUCAGGCACAGUGCUGGGCGCUCACUGGCAACCAAGCCAGCUGGGAUCCCCACACUCUGGACCAGAGCCCGUGGCCAGAGGUGUGGCCCUCACUCCAGCUCCGCAGAUGUUUCUUCCCUGGAGAGGUCAUGGCUUCCAGCUUCUCGGACCUGAGGCUCCAACAGAGGAAAUGACCAUCAGGGACCCUGCUCCAGACCCAUUACGGAGACUGAACCUUCACGGGGUGCGAACCUGCCUGGGACAGGGAAGCUUCUCUCUUUGAAGGGCUUUACAUUUGUCACAGAGAAAGUAAAGAUGACGACUUCGUCUAUCAGACGGCAGAUGAAAAACAUCGUGAACAAUUACUCGGAAGCCGAAAUAAAAGUCCGGGAAGCCACCUCCAACGACCCGUGGGGCCCGUCCAGCUCCCUGAUGACGGAGAUCGCGGACCUGACCUACAACGUGGUGGCCUUCUCGGAGAUCAUGAGCAUGGUGUGGAAGCGACUCAACGACCACGGCAAGAACUGGCGGCACGUGUACAAGGCGCUGACGCUGCUCGACUACCUCAUCAAGACGGGCUCGGAGCGCGUGGCCCAGCAGUGCCGUGAGAACAUCUUCGCCAUCCAGACCCUGAAGGACUUCCAGUACGUCGACCGCGACGGCAAGGACCAGGGCGUCAACGUGCGCGAGAAGGCCAAGCAGCUGGUGGCCCUGCUGAAGGACGAGGAGCGGCUGAAGGCCGAGCGGGCCCAGGCGCUCAAGACCAAGGAACGCAUGGCCCAGGUGGCCACCGGCAUGGGCAGCAGCCAGCUCACCUUCGGCCGGGGCUCCAGCCAGCCCAACCUGUCCACCAGCUACUCGGAGCAGGAGUACGGCAAGGCCGGGGGGUCGCCGGCCUCCUACCACGGCUCCACCUCCCCACGGGUGUCCUCAGAGCUGGAGCAGGCGCGGCCGCAAACGAGCGGGGAAGAGGAGCUGCAGCUGCAGCUGGCGCUGGCCAUGAGCAGAGAGGUGGCCGAGCAGGACGUGCGGCCUGCCGUCGACGGGAGGUGCAGAACUCUCAUGGGGAAAAUGGGGCAGACGGACGGGCCAGCCCGUUGUAGUUCCUUGCUCCUGUCUUAUGGUGAAGACGCAGAAGAGCGCCUCAGGCGGGGAGAUGACCUCAGGUUGCAGAUGGCCUUGGAAGAAAGCCGCAGAGACACAGUUAAAUUUCCAAACAAGAAAGAGCAUGGCUCCCACCCGCAGCAGACCACGCUGUUGGACCUGCUGGACGCUCUGCCCGGCGCGGGCCCUGCUGCCCCGAAGGCGGAGCCCUGGGGCCCUUCCGCUUCAGCCAGCCACACCAACCCCUGGGGUGCUCCGGCAGCCCCCGGCAGCACUUCGGACCCCUGGCCGUCAUUCGGUAAAGACCUCCCUCGUGCCAAGCCAGCCACCUCCGUCGACCCAUGGGGGGUGCCCACCGGAGCCGGCGCACGCUCCGUCCCCAAGGGCUCCGACCCCUGGGCCGCCCCGCAGCAGCCAGCCCCCAGUGCCGGGAAAGCCGCUGACCCCUGGGCUGCAGCGUCAGCCGCCAAGCCCGCGUCCCCCUCUGGGGCUUUUGAUCUCUUCAGUAAUUUGAAUGGUACAAUUAAAGAUGACUUUUCUGAAUUUGACAACCUCCGAACUUCAAAAAAAGCAGCCAAGGCGGCGUCUCCGCCGGCCCAGAACAGUGGAACUACCAGCCCCGACCCCUUUGAGUCCCAGCCCGCGACCGUGGCCUCAAGCAAGCCCAGCGGCACCCGGAAAACCCCCGAGUCCUUCCUGGGCCCCAACGCAGCCUUGGUGAACCUGGACUCGCUGGUGGCCAGGCCAGCCCCGCCGGCGCAGUCCCUCAACCCCUUCCUGGCCCCAGGUGCCGCCGCGGCCUCAGCCCCGGUCAACCCCUUCCAGGUGAACCAGCCGCAGCCGCUGACGCUGAACCAGCUGCGGGGGAGCCCGGUGCUGGGGAGCAGCACGUCCUUCGGGCCCGGCCCGGCUGUGGAGCCCGUGGCUGUGGCCUCCGUGACGUCCGCAGCCUCCCACCCAGCCCUGGGGGCUGGCGGCUCCUCCCUGCCACCGCUGGGCCCCGCUGCGGUGAACAUGGUGGGCAGCCUGGGCGUCCCCCCGUCAGCAGCUCAGGCCACCGGCACAACCAACCCGUUCCUCCUCUAGUGUCCCCCCCCCCCGGGACCCGCCGCAGAGCAUCCGUGCCGAGGACGCCAGGCAGGGGCUCUCGCCUGUGGAAUGGGGUCUGAGAGUGGGGUGGGUGUGCAGAGGGUGUCUUUGCGGCCCUGGCCCUCAGCCUGAGGGUCGAGAGGUGGCGGGCUUAUUGAGGCGUCAUCACGCGGCACGUGGGUCCCCGAGCCUGUGUCGGGCGGGAGGACCCCUGACCAAGCCUGGCCGCAGGCCCGGCCCCCGUGGAGAUCCGCCAGCCCUCGGGGGCCUUGGGUGAGGAGGCGGCAGUGCUCGGUGCUGGCCCAGCCUCAGCCCCGGGCUUCUGGGAGCCCCCCUGCCCAGGACCCGGCCCCCACCCUCAGCCCUGGCGCCCCCCCGGGCGUGGACGGGGUGGAGUGCGGGCUCCCUCAGACACUGACCUUUGGGGGACGCGGUUGUGCGUAUUUUACUCUUCUUUGACUCGUGUGUGAGUUCAAAGUAAAUGGCGCCACCGUGGAACAACUCUUGACUUAAACCCACUAGAGCAAGCUUUAAACUAACCUGAGCGUAACCCUGCCACGUGCUCCAUGCUUGUACACGUUUGCACAGAUUUUGUUUAGUACAGUUUCAUAUUUGUUUGCAGAAUUAUCGAAUAGUCUUUUUUGGCUAAUAUUUUUAUAACGUCGUUCUUAUUUAACUGUCUAGUUUUGAUAGAAUUUGCCAGGUCUGGCUGGAUUAAGAUGUUGGCCGCGUCACGUUAGUGGUGUAAAUCCUCUUAUUUAUGGUUUUAACUCUGUAAGAAAGUUUAAAUAGGAAGAGACAAAAAAUGCCUUAUGGAAAAACUAAAGCAAAUUCUUUAUAGGAAAACAUAUGGGAAUUUGAUUAUGCAUAAAAGAUGUUUAUUUAAAAGGAAAAGAAAACUACAACAGUAACAAAAUCGUAGCCUCCGGUUGCCUUUCCCUUUAACUCCUUUUCCUGGUGGAUUACCAAACCGUUGACUUUCAGCCUUUUUGGCUAGAUCCUAAGAGAGAGGCUAUUUUUCUUACUGAUGAAGCAACGUGAAGAAAGUUAAAGACAAAAAAAAUCUAACAUAUGAAUGUGACUCACCAGGUUUUAUCAGCUAACUCCUUUCUGUGACUGAAGGCAUGCAGUUAAGACUUCGUUUACAGUGGGAACGUGGGAAGGAGAGGCUUCUGGAACCCUGUGUCUGUGACCCCCUCUAUCUUACUCCACACUCAGGGUAGAGGUGGGGACAGCGGCGGGGGCGGCAUGUCGGGGGCAGCCCAGGCUGACAGGGGGAGGGCCCAGGGCUGGCCCCGACCUACGCACCCGCCCUCCAGACACCCGUUGCAACGUAGAAGUAAUCAUCUCUUACUUGGCAGAGGAAGAAAAAUCAUUCUCACCCAGAAGAGAUUGUUAGCGAACGUGCACUAAUCUUACCUCCCUCUCCCCUGCUUUCCUCACCCCGCCCACCACUAUAAAAAAGUAUUAGGUAAGUCACAAAUGAAAGACCAGAAGAGACUUGCUUCUCCCCAGAGCAGGGCCAUUUCCCCCCGAGUCCUGUCUGUUUGGUCAGCCGGCCUGGCGGGCACCUCAGUCUCACUCUACGUGGCGGACGUCUCACCUCUAGCACCAAGGGCAGCUGACAGCUGAGGGUCUCUCCUGGGGGGAUGGGGCCCCUCCCCCCUCUCUGGUUCCAGGAGCUCUGACCCUUGGCGCUGGGCACGGGAGGCUGACUCAGAACUGCCUGCUCAGGCCACUCCUGUUGCCAUGUAGAAGAGCUCACCCGUGCUCCUCCCUGGGGCUACCCCCGGCCCAGAGCUCCUGCCCAGCCCGAGACCUGGGGCUGGACCAUGGGCUCCAGAGUCAUCCACGAAGGCCCUUCCGGCCUCUCCCAGCAGCCUGGGGGAGGGUGGGGCAGGGCGGGGCUCGGGGCAAGGUGCUCCCCCGGGAGGUAGGGGCCGACCCCCUCACGGGGCACAGGACCACGCUACUGGGGUCAUGAUUCCUCGUGAGAGUGAGGGGCCCUUCCCGAUGGGACUUUAAGGCCCCGAUGUCACAGCCAGUGGCCCACCCAGGCCCAGGCAGACUCCCGCCCAGCUCCCGGCUCAGGCCCACCCCCAGGCGCCUCGUCCGUGUUGCCCGUUGCACUGAUCAUGAAGCCACUGGUGCUGCCACGCGUGUGGGACACAUGCCAUCAAGCUCCCUCCUGCCGGGCACCGUGGUAGGGGUGUUGCCCAGCCGUUUUCUCAGUCCCAGGGGCGGGUGGCCGGUUUGGAACUUGUGUUGACUGUUGAUACUUAUUUACUGUAUAAAUAUAAUUUAUCAUUUGUAUCACGA